CUCUGGGAUUCCCGUGUGUCAACAAUGCUGUUCGCUGGUUUGUUGACCCCGAGCAGCAGCAGACCUCAGAGGGUCAGACCAGGUGCACACUGAGACCACAUCACUACCAAAUAGCUGCAGAACAACGGAAAACUUCACUUGAACUGACGGUGUGCGUUGGAACAUUGAGCAGCAUGGCUGUGGGCCUGCAGGUUGUGGGUCUGCUUCUGGGCGUGGUAUCCUGGUGUCUGCAGUCCAGUUGCACCUCCUCUCAGCAGUGGAAGGUGAGAAGUCAGGUUGAGUCAGUCAGCAGCAGUCAAUGGCAGUUUGAAGGUCUGUGGAUGGCCUGCGCCGCCACGUCGCUGGGCUCCGUCCAGUGCAACAAGUUCAAGACGGUGCUGGGACUGUCACCUCACCUGCAGGCCUGUAGGGCUUUCAUGAUCCUGUCCCUGCUGCUCGGUCUGGCCUCCAUCAUUGUAUCUGUUUUGGGACUCAAGUGCACAAAGAUCGGUCGGACCUCGGACCACAUCAAAGACCAGAUUGCCCUGAGUGGAGGAGUCCUGUUCAUCCUGUCCGGCGUCUUCACUCUGACUGCAGUGUCCUGGUACGCCGCCACAGUCAUCCAGGACUUCUACAGCCCAGUGACAGCAGUCAGGUUCGAGCUGGGUACUGGUCUGUAUCUGGGUUGGGCUGCUUCCUGUCUGGCUGUACUGGGAGGAUCCAUGCUCUGCUGCUCCUACAGGAAGACUCCCCCCACCCCCCCUGCAGGACACUUUUCAUACAAUUUCACCAAAACGAGUCAAGGACAGCAGAUCUACAGAGCCGCUCCGGUGUCAGACAGCGGCAGCUCCAAAGCCUACGUCUGAGGAAACAUCACUGUCUGGUUCAGGAUCACGUUGAAUUUUCUAUUAUUACAUUUUUUUUAACCAAAGUAAUUUUUAUUGUGAAGGCACUCAUGCUUUGAUUUGUUCCUAAAUAUUUUUGUAUCGUUGGUGUCACUGAGAUUUUAUCAGGUCAACAUCUCUGUUUCUGUAUCAACUAAAAUAUGUUAAGAUCAUUUCUGUGCAUAGAUCUAAUGAACCGUUCAUGUGUAAAAUCAGAAAUGGCUCACAUUUACUGUUUUUUUGGUUGAGAUUUUGCGUCAUUUGGUUUAUAAAAAUAACUUUGAAAGGCAUAUCAGAAUAUAAAAUUAAACUAUAGAAGACCAAGAACAGAACCCUGAGGAACACCAUGAGAUAUUAUUUGUUCCUAACUCAGCUAUAGUUUAGACCAGUGACAGAAUUUAACACUAUUUACAAUUUUCUCAAUAAAUUAUUUAAAAAAACUACACUGAAUUAGCCAAUUUGGUGUAUUAUAAACACUGUGUUUGUCAUUCAGUUUUAUUUAUUCCAAAGGACUUUAUUCUUUUUUUGUAUCCUUUAUUUUUUUCUUAUUCUUACUCAUUUAUGCCUAUGAAAUUAAUCAAUAUGGAUACCUAAACUAAGACACUACAAUUAUUAAAUAUGAACAUAUACAUAUAAAUGAGUCACUAUAGUUUCAUAAGAAAGUUUUUAUUCAUAAAAAAGUGUUUUUCAAAGGAUUAUUUUAUUUCAGAGCAUAUCACAUAAUUACCUCCAACAAGAAGGAUUAUUUUAUGGUAGACAUUCUUCAGUUUUGUAAACAUUUCCAGAGCAUAAAUCUGGCUUUAGGAGAGGUAGUU
Molecule: messenger RNA, 1678 nt
Organism: Centropristis striata (black sea bass)
Lineage: Eukaryota; Metazoa; Chordata; Actinopteri; Perciformes; Serranidae
Product: claudin-19-like
Exons: 6
Coding region: 174-845 (223 amino acids)
Biological process (GO): cell adhesion; bicellular tight junction assembly
Cellular component (GO): plasma membrane; bicellular tight junction
Molecular function (GO): structural molecule activity
Source: RefSeq, a predicted model, not a curated record